Molecule: messenger RNA, 3528 nt
Organism: Symbiodinium necroappetens
Lineage: Eukaryota; Dinophyceae; Suessiales; Symbiodiniaceae
Source: the annotation of a GenBank genome assembly
AUGGAGUCGCAGCAGUCGCUGCCGCCACCUGCAGCUGUCAUCGAUUUCACGUUGGGUGACGACAGUGAUGAUUCGGACUUCUACGCAGUGUGGGAUCCGACGUCUCCAUCCACUGAUCCGACCGACACGAUGGAAGUUCUUGAAGUCGUAGACUUAACAGACUUAACGUCGGAGGACACAGAGCCGGAGGUCUUGCCAUUUUACGGCCCGCUUCUCCCACCCCAGGGUGACGGAGACGCUGCCGGCGGGCCGUCGCGGCCAGACGUCGGUGACGUCGAUGCCGAAACAGAGUCCAGUUUUGCAUAUGCCACAUCGGACUCGCAAGGAGCUCCUUCCCCUCCCUCGUGCUCAACAUGUUUGACGGAGAAUCCCGAGGUAGGAGUCGUGGGCGUGGAGGAGGAUGCGAAGUCGCGUGGAUUGCUCAUUGCCGCACCUCAUAUCGAGAGGUUCUUUGCGAAAAUCAUGGAGCGAAAAACCCACGAGGUGAGAAACUUCUACUGUAGAGUUGUUGGCAAGAAUGAGCAAAUCUACUUGGUACAGAGCGGCUUGAAAGACGCGAACGGGAAGGGUGUGUUCUGUGUGCGCGGCAAGGCCGAAUUCCGCGGCAACACCUUUGUGCCGCACGAGGAGUUCAGCAAGCACUACGCAAAACACAGGUGCAGCGCGGCCGAGUACUCGUCAGUGCGUUCCUCCUGGGUUGACAAAGGCGGAUGCGUCCUUUGGGAGUUCAAGCUUCUGGAUGUUUUCGACCAGCCUCUUUACUUCAGGCCCAAGCAGGGGGAGGAGAUUUGGACUCUUUUCGACAUGAGCAAGGCUUCAACGGACCCUGGACUAUCAUGCCCAGUGCCAGUGCGGCAGUUGGAAAUGGAGACGGCUCCCGCCGCAUCUGCCAGCUCGCUUGUACUUGUUGAGACCCGUCCGAAUCCAACCGAUAUCCGGAAGGCAUUUGAUGAGCAUUGCCCAAGAAAGGCAACGCGUGCUAACGUACAACGCGAGUCCCACUACCCGUGCGACCCAAGCCAUGAUUUGCUUUAUGGCGAUGAUGAUGGUGAUUCACUGGCUUCUGCAUUGUCGGAUAUCAUUGCUGAAGAAUACGGGAGUGGCCCUUUCAAAGUCGAGCGCGCAACCCAGCCGAGUGCCGCCCUGUCAGCAGACGCUGCUGCUGCCUUGGAAUCACAUCGAGUGAAGACAAGCCUUGGUCGUGACCGUCCUGAGGACAGAGCUCCAGCAGCUGAACCAGCGACAAUUCCGACGACGACAACGUCGCUCAUGUCAGAAGCUGUGAACUCUGUGAACAUGCAAGCCAGUGAUGUGGAUGUGUCAGCGGGUGCUGGUGACCGUGUUCGUGGCGACGAUCAUGAUGAUGCACUUGAUGCGACGAUGCUCCUUAGCACACAAGCGGAACGUGCGACCCUCCCAACAUUGCCGCAAGAUGAUGCGUCUCAGUCUUCGGAGACAAUGAAUCUGAGAGCGUCGGUGCCAGCAGGACCUCCACAAGAAGUUCAAAGGGAUGCUGAAAUGCCAGCACCGCAAUGUCAUGAGCCAUCAGACGUUGGUGUUGAUGAAACGCUCCUGCAGAAGGACGUUGAGAUGCCAGAAGCAUCAACACAAAACACAUUCAAUGUGGCUCAGACGCUGAGCAUGCAUUCCGGCCCGCGGGGGGAGAUUCCAAUGCCAGCAGGACCCCCGACGAGAGAAGUGGAAAACGCAGAGCCAACAUUACUGCAAUCCGAACCAGGCGAGCAGAUUCCAGCAGUGCCAGCAGUACCGCCACAAGAAACGCAAAAUGAUGUUGAUAUGCUAGCAGCAGCGGCAACGAUGUGGCGGGAGGAACCAGCAGAUGUUGGCCACAUUCCAAGGUCAGUAGGGCCCCACUCAGAAGUACACAAGGAUGUUGAGUUCACGCGGCCCAACCCGCACGGAUCCACACCUGACCCAGUCAGAACUGCACCAGCACCAUCGGCGGCCACUGUGGCCACGUCAUUGAUGCCAGAGGCUGUCCCGCAGAGGGUUACAAACUGCCCGACACCGGCCAGGAUGAGGAUGCAACCUUCACCCUCAACCUCAGCCACGGUUGUGACGAAUCUGAAGGAGUACUUCGAUUUCUUUCCGAAUGCAGUUGAUGCGGUAGUGGCAGAUGGGACAAUCAGUCCCGAGCUGUUGGGGGAGCAGCUUGACAGGUUGUCCAUCAGCACGGCAUACUCCGGGAUCGGUGGGCCCGAGGCUGCAUUGUUCACAUUGAGGCAUUGCUUUGCUCGGCAGGGACACGGUGUUCGCCUGCAAUCAAAGGGCCCGCAUAUCAUUUUUCAAAUGGAGAUCGACGCAACGUGCCGGGGCGAACUGCUGAAGUACGAGUCUCUGGGCGGUCACAGCGGUCAGGAGUGUUGCCUCUUUGGCGACCUCGAGCAGUUCUUCCGUCAUGAGUUGGAAGACGUGGUCGAGCAGCUUCGUGAAAGGCCGGAGCUUGCGCUGGAGGUUCUCUCGAAAGCUGUGGCGGACUGUGAUGCGGCGGGAUGCAAGCAAAUGGGUGUCCGUGACGCAACCGUGUUGCCCUUCCUGGUGUGGAUCUGCCACAGACUGCUCUUGCAGGAACCGGUAAUCAUUCAUGAAAACAGCCCGAGGUUUCCAAGGACGCUCCUAGAAAGGUUUCUCGGUCAUCUUUACGUGAUCGACGAGUGCAUCAUUGAAAGCUCCGAUUACGGCUCACCAGCACGCAGGGAACGCAAACUGACGCGGAUGUACCACCGAGUGAAGGUGAACCUGCCAGAUGUGCCUUUCGCAUCCUUCAACAAGACAUUCCACCGAUCAUGCACGAUGACUUGGCGUGAGUUCUACUGGCAGCACCUUGUGACGGACGAUGAGAAGUGCAAGGCUGAAAUGGUGGAGGACCUUUUGUGGGCAAGCAGCCGGCCCACGGUCCGUGCCGCAGCAGCGUCAGAAGGAUGUGAGCACGAACGGGCUUUGAACCCCUCCGAGACGAAGUCGCUCAAGGCGUACCGCGCCAAGUCACCCACCAUGGCGUACUCAUUGUCACAGAAUGGUGCCACUAGCUUCGGUAUGACGAGCACUGAGCACCAUCUGCAGACGAUGAUACGUCAUAGCGGGCUGACUUGGUGCGACGGACCCUUGGCGACGGGGACAGGAACGGAAGUCCUCGUGACACAGGCAUGGCCCGUGCAUCCCAUCUUGAAUGCGGGCAUGCUCGUCACACCGUUCCACGCGGACGUGGACAGCUCGGGUCGCACGUCGCGCGGCCUCCGAGCACAAGCGGGCAAUUCCAUGAACCUGUUCAUGCUUGCAGUGCAGCUUCUGCACACACUCUGUCACGUCCAGGUGAUGACCAUGAUGACUCCAAUGACCUCCGUGAUCGCCACAGGGUGCAGCCAGGUCAAGAUCAAGUCCGUCCGGCUCCGGUUACAAAGCGGCUUCGGCGAAAAGGCCCUGCGCCCUAGGGCCGUGGCCGUGGCCCGGGGCCCACGCUCGGCUAGGCCCUUGGAGAUUGAACGACUGAGUCUGACUCAGUCAUGA